GAAAGGAGAAAUAAGAUGUUUGAUCUGAGCAUUGUGUGAGUAACAUUUCCAAACGUGAUGUUCCUCCGCACUCUGUGACCCUCCGGUGUUACCGACGACUCAGCACAUUUCUAAUGAGGAUGUCCUCCGCUGUUUGCGAGCAAGAUUUGAGGAUUUCACAGAAACUGGAUUUCUUUUUUUUGUAUUUGGGGAACAGGCUGAUAAAAAUAGCCCGCGUGCUGAUGAGGUUACAAUGAACAGGUUGGUGUUCAGCUGAAACUUCCAGACAGGCGGAACGAUGUCUUGUUUUAGGACAUUUUAAAUCAAAGUGAGUGGAGCAUCAAAGAAAAGAAAGAAACAAGGAUCCGAUCAUUUAUUUGUUUGGAACAAUUUAUUCACAUCAGUGUAGUUCACACGAGGAGCGCAGAGACCAACAGGCGAUCCUGGAAGCAGCUUGUUGAUGGCACUGCGCACCGGGAGGACUUGGUUUGGGCAGGUCUUGCGCAGGGUCUUUCGGCUGCAGGGCUCCUGGUUCAGGCGAUCGAGCAGUCUCUUGUGUCUCUCCGCGAACCAGGAGCAGGAUCUGGGGUUCUGUCACCGGGAUCACUACAAGGCGGCGGAUUUCCACCGCUGCUCCGACUCCGGCGACCACCGCGGUCACCGUCACCGGAGCGCUCCUUUCUGCGCCUCCACCUCCAGGCGCUGUCCACACGGUUUUCCCCACGCUUGCUGCGCCUUCCCGGGGAAUCCGAGGGGACAUGAGCCCCUCGGUUGCCGGUUCCUGUUGGCCAUGAAGCGGCAAAACGUGCGGACCUUGUCCCUGAUCAUCUGCACGUUUACAUACCUGCUCGUCGGGGCCGCCGUGUUUGACGCCCUGGAGUCCGACUUCGAGAUGCGGGAAAAAGAGCAGCUGGAAGCCGAGGAGAAGCGUCUCCAGGGGAAAUAUAACAUCAGCGAGGAUGAUUAUCGCAAACUGGAGACCAUCAUCAUGGAGGCAGAGCCCCACAGAGCCGGGGUGCAGUGGAAAUUCGCAGGGUCAUUUUACUUUGCCAUCACGGUUAUAACCACUAUAGGCUAUGGGCACGCAGCGCCAGGGACCGACGCAGGGAAGGCCUUUUGCAUGUUUUAUGCCGUCCUGGGAAUCCCUUUGACUCUUGUUAUGUUCCAAAGUCUGGGCGAGAGGAUGAACACUUUUGUCAAGUACCUCCUGAAGCGUAUCAAGAAGUGCUGUGGCAUGAGCAUCACUGAUGUGUCCAUGGAGAACAUGGUGACUGUCGGAUUCUUCUCCUGCAUCGGCACACUGUGCAUCGGCGCCGUUGCCUUCUCCCAUUACGAGGAUUGGAGCUUCUUCCAGUCUUAUUAUUACUGCUUCAUCACAUUAACAACUAUAGGCUUUGGAGACUUUGUGGCCCUUCAAAAGAACCGGGCGCUCCAGAAGAAGCCCCUGUAUGUGGCCUUUAGCUUCAUGUAUAUCCUGGUGGGCCUGACGGUCAUCGGGGCCUUCCUAAACCUGGUUGUGCUCCGCUUCCUGACUAUGAACAGUGAGGACGAGCGGCGGGACGCAGAGGAGCGGGCCUCGCUAGCUGGCAACCGGAACAGCAUGAUCAUCCACAUCCAGGACGAAUCGCUGCAGCGGGGCCGGCGGCGGCGCGAGCCGUACCGACAGGAAGUGACUGAUUUGCAGUCAGUCUGCUCCUGUAUGCACUACCACUCGCAUGACUUCGGCAGCUCUGGGGGAGGGAUGGGAGGCCUGGGCUGUGCCUUCUCCCAUCAGAACUCGUUCAGCUCACAGCUGAAUCCCAAUCAGUACUUUCACUCGGUUUCCUACAAGAUCGAGGAGAUCUCGCCCAGCACCUUGAAGAACAGCUUCUAUCCGUCGCCCAUCAGCUCGGUGUCUCCGGGUCUUCACAGCUUCACAGACAAUCACCAGCUGAUGAGGAGAAGGAAAUCCAUCUAAAGCCUACCACACACGGGACAAAUGAGUUUCCAUGUUUUAUACACAAGGUCAAACAUUUCCAAUGCUGCUCCUUACCAAAUCAUAUUUCAGCAGUUAUUUUCCUCUUUGGUCGUGUGUAAUAUAAAAAGUAUUCUUGGAAACAGAUGAAGAACACUGAGCAGAACAGCGUGGACACAAUGAGAUGCAAAGCAUGAAGCAUGGAUGUCUAUUUUUUCAAGAGAUUGCUCCAUUUACAAACACUACACGAAUGACUUAACCUUCCUUAAUUCAGAUUUACAGUACAAAAUUGUUAUAUUAACUUUGGCUACAUGCCAAAUGAUGCACACUUGGGGAAAUGCUAUUUUUCAAAAAGGGAGUAUGCUUGUUUCACCUUAACUUGAAGAAACUUUUACCAUUAUGUACUAUUCCAUUGCCUCACUGCAGACAGAGAUUUUAAACUGACUUAAAGCAUCAGGUAUUGUUUUCUAGGAGCAAUCAUAUAUUCCAAUGGUUUCACCACACAUCAAGCCAAAAUAUUGUUGCCAAUAUAGCAUGUGCAUUAGAUGUCAUUUAACGAGUGUGCCAUGGUUUUGUGACAUUCUUCAGUCUGUUGAUAGAACAGCCAUACGAAGGUGUCUGUUUGUCUUGGAUUCAAGGGAUCAUGCUGCUGUUAUUAAUACGUCACCCCUUCUUCUAAAUCCGAUCCGGCCACAAGAGCUUCGUUUCACUUCAGGCCUUUUAAAUGAUGAGAUGUCAAAUUGACCCAAAGGAGAAUCCACCCUGCCCCAUACACCUUUACACAGAGUUGCCUGUUAUGGGGUCUGUAUCAUUGGUUGCCUGUGUUGUUGUCUUCCAUUAAUAUUCAUAGUGUAAAUCAGUUACGUGCACUCCUCUGUGCGUUGAUCAUUUUGCACCAAUAUUCAGCAUUUAUAUUCAAAUUCACAUUGAGUAUUCCAGAAAGCUGGGACAAACAAGGGAUAGAUUUCUAAAAACGGAAUAGUCAAGAUCGAUGCAGCAGAGGGUUACAUAUUCAGACUUUCAUGCAGUGAAAGUUUGAUUUGAUUUUUCGCUCGACUAUCUAGUACUUCAGCGAUAUAAACCCAAAAAACACAUUUGGCUGUGAUUUAAUUGCAAUAAAUGAAUCAAAAUGACGCCCAAAUAAAGACAUUUUGAUGCUGAUUUGUAAAAAGUCGUAAUUUGUGCUUUGUCAGGUUUGUCAGGUAGCAAACAUCUUUUAAAAAGCUUGUUUUCUGAAUGGAGUUCACACAGCAUUAGUCCUCAGUAAGGAUCACAAGCUCUACAAAACACUGAAUCCUACAAUUCCCAUGAUGCAACUCAAUGGCAUCUUUCAUUCGACCCUCACUACCUUCGGAAAUCCUACAACUCCAGUUCGUAACGGAAGCUUUCGUUUAAAUGCCGAAGCUGAGAUAACCCCGAUCACUAUGACGUCAUCAGAGCUCCCUCCAGAGACACACACAUUAUACGACUGAGUAUCACUGUCAUGCACCGUAGUGGGUGGCCAGGUUGCUCCACACCAACCUUUUGUUUGAAUGCAACAAGUUAUCUUUUGAGAGGCAUUAUGGGAAAUGUAUUUGAAACCAAUGAGUCAGGUUGAGGGAAGUGGAUUUAUGGGUUCUUGGAAAAUGAUCAAAUGACUGUAAUUAAUGAAGUGAUGAUAUGAGACAGUGUCAGAGGAUCAGAAGGUGGACUUUUACCUUUAACCUUCAGCUACCAAAGUGCAAUUAAAUGACUCCAGUUAAAUGUAUAAGCAGUUUUAGAUAAAAGGACUUGCAUGAUUAUGCUCCAAAGUCCUGAAUAGUACGCAAUGCAUGCCUGUAGCAGCUGACCCGGCGUCUGCUGAUGAACCCUUCUCAGAUCUGACGACGCAGCACUGACUGCAGAACUGUUCACGGUGACGGAGAAGCAUGCAGAUCUAAACUGACAACUCUGGAGGUUUGGAUGCACUCUGGAGCCAUUAGGGAAACACGGCCUGAUAAACGCAUCAACACGGAAAUGAGCAGAAAUAGUGAGUGUGAGUUAAUGUGAGCGGACAGCUGAGGAUCACAGAUAAGAAAAAGUUAAUAACACCAGUAUGAUCCUUUGGUUUUCUGUAAAAUAUUAGAAGAAGAAAAGGGGUAAGGACGAUUUGUUUGUGUUUGAAAGAUCUGAUAAGUGCAUGAACUUUGUAUGAUGAAUGGGGAAAUAAUUUCAUAAUUUAAAAGGUAUCUUAACAGCAAAUGUUCUUAAGAAUGAUUUACAACACAAGCUGUUUCUUUUGCCAAAGUCCAGCAGGUUUUAAAAGGGAUACACUUUAUUUAUUUUUAAUUUCUCAUUCAAACAAACUGUACAAUAAUGUUUGUUGUCAGGUUUGAAUGAAUCACCUUUUUUGUUUUUGGGUUUGCUCCUAUAACGCAAUCACAGAAGUGCAUCGGCCAAAUAAUAACAAUGUACAUAUCAAAUCCUCAUUUCCAAAUGGUAGGAAUUUUCCAAGAAAUGAGAUGCAUCAUCUCACUGAGGCCCGGGCUGCGUCUCAUGCAGAUACACCAGGAGUCCGUUUGCAUUAAAGGCAUCAUUUGUGACAGGGCUGGAAAGUAUUUGGGCAGUUCUGGAUAUUCAUAUUGAUAACAGGCCUGUUUUAAAGCCCAAAUACGCCUUUUCUGUCACAUAUUAUGCCAGCUGUCAAAGACUAUUCACUAUCACUGAGCUCCUAAAUUCAGCAGGAUUCAAGCGCUACACAUGAUUUCUAAAAGCCUUUUAAGAUGUAAAUCUAUAUUUAAGUAUAAAUUGUUUGUAAAGACUGGAACAGCUUUUUUGUUAAGUUACACAUGCAGAGCUGGGAGCUAUUUUAUUCCCUUAGCAAGUUCUAUCCUUCAAAAUCAAUCAAUACUUCUGGAAACCAACAAUUCCUACACCAAAUCUCUGGACUUUCAGGAAACGUUAUCAUCAGUAUUCUUUGCAGCCGUGUGUUUAACAGGCUUCUGUUAAUUUCCUGGGUAGUUGAGCAUGCCUCGCAAUGUGAAGGCCACUCUGUUUGGGCAAAUGGCAGAACGCCAUGGAUCCCAUCCAGCCGUGACAAACAUAACUAGGCGUGGAGUCCGAGAUAAGCCCUUAAAGCAUUGUUUCAUUAUUGGAACUAUAGCGGCUUGUCUAAAUAUCCUGUACAAUAUGUUUAUAACAACCUUUGGAAUAAAAAGGCCUUUUCAUGGCUGAGAUGCAUAUGUAUUUUUACACAUUAGCAUACGUGCCUUGAAGAAACAGCGGUCAGUGUUUCUGUUGAAGUGGGCACAUUUAAAAAUGGUGGAUCUGUUUGUGCUUUAGCAAACCUAUUGGGAGAUUACGUAAGUCUGGAGCGCAGAUGUGGUUAAUGUAUAGACAGAUCUAAGUCCUGACAAACAAGUUCAUUUGAGGAGAUGACAUUUUACACCUUCUAUAACCACAUACACACACAGCAGACUGAAACACUUUUAAAAGACAUAAUCAUCCUAUAACAGCUUAAGAAGUAACUCCAGUGUAUAACAACGUGGGUCUUCUUUUCAUGGUUUUGACCAGAAAUCCUGUCAGUAAUAAUAAUACUGUAGUCACAGAGGUUGCUGAGAUUUGGGAAUGUCCACAUAAUUGCUAAAAAGAAGUUAGAUGGUGCAGGUUACAGGUUUAAAGCAAUGUUCCCUCUCUAAAUCCUAUUGAAAGUCCAACACCAUCAAUGAUUUGAUCCUAAUAACAAGUAUUUCCUAUUUAGCCAAAAGCUGGAUUGUUGCACUGACGGACAUGUUCUGUUAUUAAGGUGAAUAUGGGCACUGUAGUUUAUUUUGAGUUGAUCUCGAACCCUGAGAGGCAAGUAAGAAAUAAGCAAAUGUGGUUAUCGAUUUUCUAAGUCUGAUCUUCGGCGUGUGAAGAUUUGUUGUUGUUGCCAUGAUCGUUUGGUUCGUUGUUGUAAUAUUCAUUCUGACCACAAGAGGCUGAAGUGCACCACUGACCCCGUGUUCUCAAUAGGACCAACAGCAUCAGUGUUUUCUCUUUGCGCUCUAAACACAAGAAGGUGCACAGCAAGUUUAUCAAUACUGUCACGUCAUGGAGAAAUUAGCUGAAAAACAGACAUGCUUUUAGUAUUGUUUAGAACAUGGGGUAGUGGUGCACUUCAGCCUCUUCUGGCCAAAAAUGAGUAACACAAGACUUAGAAGAAUUAUUCUGACUUUCAAGUUUCACCUGCCAAAACGUAUUUCUUUCAACUGUCUAAAAAUAGCAAAUAACUAGCUACCUGCUUUAAAAGCUGCAUUGCUUUUAGUUUUUUGGCCACUUGGGGGCAGCAGAACAAGCUGAAAACAUUCUUAUAGUUUAUAUUUAUAUUUAGAGUCAUGUAUCCGGAGACUUGAUGAAUGUAAGCCCAAUAUCACUCUCCCUUUAAGCUUUAUUUUGGUCUCUACCAUUUCCUGAGCAAAAAAAACAUCUGUCUCAUUAACUUGAUAGAUACUUUGCUAUGUUCAACAGCUAGCCGCUAACUCUGUCUGCUUGCUGUUUGGCGCCGGACAGGUAGCAUACAGUUGGUUUAUUUUAUUGGCUUAAAUAAUCCGGCUGAACUAUUCGCUCGUCAUCACUUGUUGGUGGUUUGUCUGAUCAUCGGACUUUGUCGCAGUGAUGUUGCCUUGUUCCCAGAUCUCAGCUGUUACUUUGGUGAUUGCAAUACCGUUAAGAAUGACGGCCAGAGAAAACCCAAAUUGUAAUAAACUGCAAUAAUCUUUUUGAGCAAACAUCUACAUAUAACGAGAGUCACUGACGGCGAUCAGUGUCGUCUACCUUCCAUUCUCUUUACACUCAAACUUUUCCAACAUUUCGGGGGAAUGUAUCAGCCAUAAUGGAUCGUUUUCUCUGAAAGGAAGCAGCAAACAAACAAAGUCAUUUGCUUUUCAUGAGCUGCAAUCAGAUCGUUUGUCAUACCCUUCCCACACGCUCAUAUUACUCAGAUUUGUCUACCAUCACACCACAUGUCAUAUUGAUGGUCCUCGACUGAAUGUUGCUCUAUAACACAGAUGGCACAGAGAAGCAGCCACACGCCACAUAUCUCUGCGGUGUUUCCCUGCCACACGGAAAUCAAACAACACACAGGUGAACUGAUCCCUGAUUGGUUUGUUUUUUUCGGCAUUUCGUACAUAGCCGCUUGGCUUCCAGGCGUCAUUUGCUGCACGUGGCAGCAUGUGCAGCGCAUUUCUCUGUCAACAGUGCCAUGUUUUUUCCAACAGGGACAAAGAGACACAAAUUGCACUACUGUCUGUGUUAUACAAUAUAAUAGGAAGGCUGUGUUCCAUAACUUCUCUUUGUGAAAUAUCUUUUGCAAUAGGUUCUUCUGUAGGUCUGAUGAACAAAUAAUACCAUGUACCAUAUUAUUUACAGGAGAUUAUAUCCCAUCUCGUUGGCAUCCGUGUGAUUUCGGGUUACGUUUAACCGACUGACGUCUUCUGUCACAAUUUUGAAACUGAUGUCUGUACAGUGCAGUGUGGGUCCCGUCUCUUCUCGCCUCACGGAGAAGAGAUUGUUGAGAGUUGUUCAGAGUGAAAUUAACAUUUUACAUAACAUUUGUAUGUUUUCCUUUCUCUGUAUUUGUUUUUUCUUUUUUUCCGGUGCGUGUGUGUGCAUGAUUUGGUGUGGAUGACUCACUGGGUAACACAGCCUGAGUGAAGCCAUAACACACUUGAAUAAAAAUGAUGAGCCUCCUU
Molecule: messenger RNA, 7623 nt
Organism: Cottoperca gobio
Lineage: Eukaryota; Metazoa; Chordata; Actinopteri; Perciformes; Bovichtidae
Gene: kcnk9
Product: potassium channel, subfamily K, member 9
Exons: 2
Coding region: 440-1936 (498 amino acids)
Biological process (GO): stabilization of membrane potential; potassium ion transmembrane transport
Cellular component (GO): plasma membrane
Molecular function (GO): potassium ion leak channel activity; outward rectifier potassium channel activity
Source: RefSeq, a predicted model, not a curated record